UUGGGAGGAGGGACGCAACGCUCUCCCAUCCCCCGCCGCCACGACAAGGAGCGAAGCCCAGCGCCCGAGCGAGCGAGGGAGAGAGGGUGUUGACUUCCUCCGCCGACGCAAGGCGGAGCAACGGUCGUCGGAAGAGGCCUCGUAUCAACCGCCAUUGUGAGCCGAACAAGACAAUGAAGUACGUCCUCGUCACCGGUGGGGUCGUCAGCGGCCUCGGCAAAGGCGUCACCGCCAGUAGCAUCGGGCUCCUCCUCAAAGCUUGCGGCCUCCGCGUCACUUCUAUUAAGAUUGAUCCUUACUUGAACACGGAUGCCGGGACUAUGUCCCCCUUCGAGCAUGGCGAGGUGUUUGUCUUAGAUGAUGGUGGCGAGGUGGAUUUGGACCUCGGAAAUUACGAAAGAUUUCUCGACAUCACUUUGAAUAGGGAUAAUAACAUCACAACUGGAAAAAUCUAUCAGUCGGUUCUUGACAAGGAGAGGACAGGUGAUUAUCUCGGAAAGACUGUCCAGGUGGUUCCACACAUUACGGAUGCCAUUCAAGAGUGGAUAGAACGUGCAGCCAUGAUACCGGUUGACGGCCAAGAAGGCCCAGCAGAUGUUUGCGUCAUUGAACUUGGUGGAACUAUAGGGGAUAUCGAAUCUAUGCCAUUUAUUGAGGCACUUGGUCAGUUCUCUUACCGAGUAGGAGCUGGUAAUUUCUGCUUGAUUCAUGUCAGCCUUGUUCCUGUACUCAAUGUUGUUGGUGAACAGAAAACAAAGCCUACCCAGCAUAGCGUUCGAGGUCUUAGAGGACUGGGGUUGACCCCAAAUAUUCUAGCUUGUAGAAGUGCAAAGGUGCUUGAUGAGAACGUUAAAGGAAAGCUGUCUCAGUUUUGCCAUGUGCCGGUAGAAAACAUCUUGACUCUAUAUGAUGUCCCAAACAUUUGGCACAUUCCUUUGCUGCUAAGAGACCAAAAGGCACAUGAAGCAAUUCUGAAGGGACUGAACCUAAUGGGCAUUGCAAGGAACCCGGAGUUGGAGGAAUGGACUGCUCGCACAAAAGUUUAUGACCAGUUGUGUGAUACGGUACGAAUCGCUAUGGUAGGAAAGUACACAGGGCUGUCAGAUUCUUAUCUCUCCGUCCUGAAGGCUCUUUUACAUGCUUCUGUCGCCUGCCGAAGGAAACUUAUUGUAGACUGGGUUCCUGCGAGUGACCUGGAGGAUAUUACUUGGAAAGAGUCUCCUGAGGCGUAUAAAGAUGCAUGGAAUUCAUUGAAGGGUGCUGAUGGAGUGCUAGUUCCAGGAGGGUUUGGUGAUAGGGGGGUGCAAGGGAAGAUUCUCGCAGCAAAGUAUGCAAGGGAAAAUAAUGUCCCAUUCUUGGGCAUUUGCUUGGGGAUGCAAAUUGCUGUUAUAGAGUUUGCAAGAUCUGUGUUGGGCUUGGAUGACGCAAGCAGCACGGAAUUUGAUCCUGAGACGAAGAAUCCUUGCGUCAUAUUUAUGCCAGAGGUUUCAAAGACUCACAUGGGGGGAACGAUGCGUUUAGGAACAAGGAGGACUUAUUUCAGGAACACUGACUGCAAAUCUGCAAAGUUGUAUGGCAAUGCGAGGUUUGUUGAUGAGCGACAUCGGCACAGAUAUGAGGUAAAUCCAGAGGUAGUACCACAACUGGAAAAGGCCGGCCUGCGAUUUGUUGGCAGGGAUGAAAGUGGGCAGCGCAUGGAAAUUGUGGAACUGCCUGAUCAUCCGUACUUCAUAGGUGUUCAGUUCCACCCAGAGUUUAAGUCGAGGCCAGGAAAACCUUCUGGUCUCUUUUUAGGACUUAUAGCAGCUUCAUGUGGGCAGUGGGACGGAGCCUUAUGCCAUGGAAGCAAGGCAAUCACUAAUGGCAUGAGUAAUGGAUCCUCAGUCAUGAAAAGUUACAUGAAUGGAAAUGCAUCCAGGUUUUUAAAUGGCUCAUGCAAAGCCGUACCUAUGAAUGGUAAUGGCGUUCACUGUUGAUGCAUUCUGUGGCAGUCUCACUAAGGAAGUAUGGUUCUCUAAGAUUAUCAUAGCUUAAUCGCCAGUUUUAGAGGGAUUUGAGUCCGUUUGUAAAGCAAACAAGCAUAAAUACCACCAUCUUGUAUGGUUGAGUGAAGAGAAGGCGGCAAAGUCAUAAAUUGCCUCUUCAUUUGAUGCACUGGAUUGCUGGAGAACUCCAGCUUGGAAUGUGCGUAAGCUGAGGGUUCUUGCAUAAUUAAAUGGGAAUUGGGGCUGGUGACUGCUCAGCAUUUUGCUGCCUGUCUGGAUACAGCACAUGCGAUCAUCAAGGGAUUGCACCUGACUUGAAAGGAAAAGUUUUGUUGGCUGAUGAUGAGGGUUAAUGAAGUUCACAUAAUACUGAAGCUUCUGACUACACGGAAAAAUGAAAUGUUUGGUAAUUUAGGCUAUGUUCAAGGGAUUUAAUCCCUCCUUUUGGAAAACCUCGAGACUACUUGAUUCGUUAAUGUUCUUUUUUCUUGGUUCCUAACUCGAGAGCUGUAAGUUUUCAUGGAAAUGUUCCUGAACGAUCUA
This is a messenger RNA of Rhodamnia argentea, 2528 nucleotides long. Its product is annotated as CTP synthase. The transcript has 22 exons. Gene Ontology annotation, molecular function: identical protein binding; CTP synthase activity. Lineage: Eukaryota; Viridiplantae; Streptophyta; Magnoliopsida; Myrtales; Myrtaceae. Gene Ontology annotation, biological process: pyrimidine nucleobase biosynthetic process; CTP biosynthetic process. Bases 174 to 1976 code for a protein of 600 amino acids. The record is from RefSeq and is a predicted model, not a curated record.